CCGAGGCAGAGAUACUAGUCGUUUGGCAGCUCGCGCGACGGCUGGUCGUUUCAGCGUCGCUUCAGAGCGCGCUGACGGUUGGCGCCCGGUAACUUUGUCAUCGCGGUAAAUGUAACUUUUCCUGAAUAUGUGAUUCUAUUUUGUGGACAUUUUUAUUUAUUGCUGUUUCGGUGAAAUAUUUUCUUUUUUUUUUUAAACUUUCGCAGCAACUUUGAGAUUCACCAGUCGUUGACUGGGCUGGAUGUUAACGUGUGUUAUUUUCAAUCGUGAAGGAAAUUCUCGCCACCAUUCCUAAGUCGCGACCGAAAGCACCAAGAUGUACGCGCCAGCGGAAAGAUAAGAAAAAUUACAGAAAGGACAAGAGUCCCACAAUGUUUUCUCUCGCUGAAGGAUGUGGCUGCGUCAAUUUCCGCGGAGGUCGGCGACCUCGCUCCCAAGGAGACGACUCGUCGUCUUGCAGGAGCUCCGAGAUAGAACAAGAGGUUCCGAAGCGGCUUGGGAAGAGAGUUCUCAAUGGCGAAUGCACCAUCAAAGCUCUCGCUCCAUUUCUUAGAUUUUGGAGGCGAGAUGACGUCAGCAUGACUAAGGCGGAGAGAACGAUGAAGGCGGCUAUCUUGAUCCAGCAGUGGUACCGGCGAUACCUGGCGCGGAUGGAGGUGCGGAGGCGCUACACGUGGACAAUAUUCCAGAACAUUGAAUAUGCUGGGGAACAAGACCAAGUAAAGCUAUACAAUUUCUUCAACGCCUUGCUGAGUCACAUGAAGGACACCAGUGGGCGCCCCUCCUCCGAGCGAACUUCGAGGACUGCUUCCGUUUUGGAGCAAGUAUUUUCUGAGGAGUCGGACGAGGGCGGGGGCGUCGACGAGACAGCACCCCCGAAGCCUUCCCGCGGCCCCGAUAUUGAGUUCCCGCUGCAAAGAAAGGAUAUCGACCUACUGAUUGAGGCAUUUAGGAAGAAGAAGCACCGGCUUCAUCCGAAACACGUUGGGCAGAUAUUAAAAGAGGCCACUCAAGUGCUGAAAAGAAUGCCCAAUAUCAACGUGGCGACCACUUCUAUCUCCAGCCAGAUAACAGUGUGCGGUGACUUGCAUGGGAAACUCGACGACCUGCUGGUUAUAUUCCACAAGAAUGGUCUGCCGUCUCCUGAGAAUCCAUACAUAUUCAAUGGGGACUUCGUGGAUCGAGGCAAGAAGGGGUUGGAGGUAUUCCUCCUCCUGCUGUCGUGCAUGCUGGCCUUCCCCGGAGGAGUGUUCUUGAACCGCGGCAACCAUGAGGAUCUCAUUAUGAAUUCUAGGUACGGCUUCAUAAAAGAAGUCCAGCAGAAGUAUCGGCACAAUUCAGAGCGGUUGCUGAAGCUGAUUGAAGGAGUAUAUCGUUGGCUUCCACUGGGCACCAUCAUCAACAAUCGAGUGUUCGUAGUUCAUGGCGGGAUAUCUGACACAACCGAUCUCGACAUGAUACGAAGCCUCGAACGAGAUAAGUACGUGUCUCUACUUCGGCCACCAGUGACCGAGGGCUCGGCGACGGCCGGUGAAACUAUAGACAAAGUGGAGUGGAAGCAGGUAUUUGACAUCUUAUGGUCGGAUCCACAAUGCACAGGCGGUUGUGUAGCGAAUGCUCUUCGCGGUGCUGGCACAUACUUCGGUCCAGACGUUACGGCCAAUUUCCUGCAGAAGAACAAACUAAGUUUCCUCAUCAGAAGCCAUGAGUGCAAGCCUGGUGGAUACGAGCUACUACAUAAUGGGAACGUGAUAACAAUCUUCUCUGCAUCGAACUACUAUGAGUUGGGGUCUAACAAGGGGGCUUACCUGAAGCUGUGUGGCAACUCUUUGGAACGCCAGUUCGUGCAGUACACGGCCGCUGUGUCCCGCACCCGCCGCCUCACCUUUCGUCAGCGAGUGGGCCUGGUCGAGUCCUCCGCCAUGAGGGAACUACACAACCAGAUCAUGUUGGUCCGAAGGUCUUUAGAGGCAACCUUCCGCAGCUUGGAUCUUGAUCAAAGUGGUUACAUAUCGAUUAGUGAUUGGUGCCAAGCGAUGGAAGAAACCACGCAUUUGGGGCUUCCCUGGAGAAUGCUAAAGGACAAGCUGGUGCGCACCGACCCCGACACGCGCCGCGUGCGGUACAUGGACACCUUCGACUUGAAUACCAGCAAAAUUGGUCGUAAAACUGACUCCUCCAAUGUCGUCGAAACUCUAUACAAAAAUAAAAGCAGUCUGGAAGCCAUUUUCAAAAUAUUGGACAAAGAUAAUUCAGGCUUUAUUACACUUGAGGAAUUCUCCGAGGCCUGUCAGCUAAUUGGUAAGUACAUGCCGAAUCCUAUGACGCAAGAGCAGUUGGUCGAUAUCUGUCGUCUGAUGGACAUCAACAAAGACGGUUUGGUCGACUUGAACGAGUUUCUGGAGAGCUUCCGUCUAGCUGAAAGGAGUUUGCAAUACGAAGACAACGAGCUGACGGAGAUACAAGCCACCUGACAGGAACUUGACCGUCGCCCGAGCAGGACGGCGGUCGAUAAAGAUGAGACAGGUGUUCAAAUAGAGAUUCUUAAACUGGAAGAUGAUGAUAAGAGUAAAGCUGUAAAGAGUAAUAAAAACGGGCAAGCGCACCUGAUGGGCGACCGCGUGUCCGCGCCGCGCCUCGACGACAUCGAGCUCAUCGACUGCGACGAGCCGCGCCCGCGCCGCCCCGGCCUGCUCGAGAGCGACAUCUAACACUCCCUCGUACAUUGCACUGCCCGCAGCUCUUGCGGGAACAUCCAUGAUCACCGACAUUUUCCUCACUCCUUGUCUACUCCACUACUUUCAUUCAUUUUAUUUGUUUUUGUCUAAUGUUUGAUGUUAAUAUUCGAUUGUAUUCGGAAUUAUGACUAAACUCUUUUGUACGUAUGCUGAUUUAGGAUUAAUUGUGAAUUAAAUCAUGACAUGCUAUGAUAUUUGUACCGAAGAAAAUUGUUUUAGUUAUCAAAUUAAGUUAAUUACAUACAUACAUUUGUAUUUUUUUAAUGUUACCAAAUCUAUUAAGAGUAGGUACGUAUAUACUUUAAUUUCUUAUUUAUUGAGUCUUAUGAAUUAUAUUAUAUUUAUAAAUUGGUGCCAAUGUAAAACACGUGACAUAUAAAGUUUUGUACGUUAACCGAAAUAAUCGGCAAUUUCACGAACAACAAUACUUAUAAUUAGGUGCAUUGUGAAGGUUUCAUGAUGCGAUCAAUUAACGAAGGGGAACAAUGAUACCGAUGACUCUACAACUUUUUAUUGGUGUAUUCGCAGUAGCCACAAUUACUAAUGAAUAUCUUAUUAUGUGUAGCGUAGUCACGUGCUAUUUUCUAAUUAUCGCCUAUCAAUAUUAGAUUGGAAUUUAAAUCUUAUUAAAAUAAAGUUCCUUAUUAUUAUAAAUUUCUUCUUAUAUAGGGCUACGUAUAGAUAAAAUAAUAAUAUCUAUAUUUUGUUACUAAAAUUGCAAUUAUAAAAUAAUCUGUCUUAGCGUGUUUCUAGUCAUUAGUAGAGCGAUUUCGUAUACAUAUCUUUAUACUCAAUUAUUAAGCAUUCCAAUCUAUCUUUACCAGAAAUGACGCAUUACAUUGUUGAAUAUCGAAUGUACUGUAUAACGUAGUCGGAGUGUAUCUGUUCGGCAUUAGUCUGACGAGUCUCGUGAUUUCAGCGCGCUGCAGUAGGCAGGCCUCGUAUUUACUAAUCGAAUCUAAACUUUAUUAUAAUCACUAUAUAUUUUAUUACAUAUUAUAACUCGUGUCGUUGACUUAUAGAGAUUUAUAAAAGCGCCAUAUUAAAGGUGCCUACUGACUCGUAACAUUUUUGAUUUAUAUUCCGCGUGGCAGCUGAAUGUAUUUCCAGCCGUGCUAUUUUCACUAUGUCAGCAGUCAGUUAUUAUUAUGAAGUUGUUCGAGCUCACGAUUUAAUCAAAAUAAACAAGUCAGUAUGCGCUUUAGUCAAAAUAUAUUAAAUUAAGUAUAUCGCUAUCGGAAUUUACGAACUUCUAAAAACUUAUUUUAUAUCUUAUAAUAAAAAUAAAUUAAAAAAAUAUUUACGAAAAUAUUAUAUAGCUAAUAUUCUGUAUUUUUAAUAAUUGUCCAUUAAAUUGUGAUAUUGCAA
Helicoverpa zea (corn earworm) is the source of this 4106-nucleotide messenger RNA. It is a transcript of the gene rdgC, whose product is annotated as serine/threonine-protein phosphatase rdgC. Gene Ontology annotation, molecular function: calcium ion binding; protein serine/threonine phosphatase activity; manganese ion binding. Bases 372 to 2474 code for a protein of 700 amino acids. Gene Ontology annotation, biological process: detection of stimulus involved in sensory perception. NCBI's taxonomy places the organism in Eukaryota, Metazoa, Arthropoda, Insecta, Lepidoptera, Noctuidae. Gene Ontology annotation, cellular component: nucleus; cytosol. The record is from RefSeq and is a predicted model, not a curated record. The transcript has 15 exons.